Messenger RNA from Sphaerodactylus townsendi, 594 nucleotides. RefSeq names its product BUB3-interacting and GLEBS motif-containing protein ZNF207-like. The transcript has 13 exons. The record is from RefSeq and is a predicted model, not a curated record. Bases 38 to 457 code for a protein of 139 amino acids. Lineage: Eukaryota; Metazoa; Chordata; Lepidosauria; Squamata; Sphaerodactylidae.
UUCAGCUGACUUCUUGGUUCGUUUUCAGCUCAUCACCAUGCAAAGCAGAGAUUCCUCUGCCACCAUGAAACUGUUGAUUCUUUGCUGUGUUCUGAGCACCGCUCUUGCUGUCCCCGUUCGCCGGUCACUUGCCAGCAAAGAGCGUCUCCCCAUCUUGAUUUCUCAGGGGACUCCGCUACUUCCACGGUUAACAGGAUUUAUGCAAUGGCCUCAGAUGCAAGGAUUUGUACCAUUUACUCAACAAGCGGUACCAGCAGCAGUACCUCAGCAAGCAGCACAGUAUGCUCCAUGGUGGAACGGUAAUUUUCCUGAACUUUACCAAAACUUCUAUGGAUUUCCUGUGGGGGGUAGGCCACCACUUGUCGGGGGCAUGCCACCUCCUGUUGGGGGAAUGCCACCACCUGUUGGGGGCAUGCCACCUCCUGUCGGCGGAAGGCCACCAGCUGUCGGGAAAUAGCAUCCCAGCUGAAGAACCUUGUCAAGGUGACACCAAGAACAUAGAAGAUCUCCUUGAGCUGGUCCAUCACCCUUCAACAUCCCUGCUUUCAAUACUUUUUGUGUUUCCAGAAACGUAGUUACUUAGUUUAAGGAGCU